GCCGCGUGGGAAGUGGGAACUCCGCCGAGAGGCGCUCCCGCGGGCGCUGCUCGCCUUCCCCGCGUUGUCCACGCUCGACCUCUCCGCGUGUGCGGGCCUCGACGACACCUCCCUCGCUGCAGCGCUGCCUGAGGAGUCGUCGCUGCUCGUCCGCCAGGUGUGCCUCGCGUGGGUCAGCGGCGUCAGCUGGUGCGGCCUAGAGGCACUCGUAGCGCGCAUGCCGAGGCUCCGUCGACCUCUCGCACUGCGUCACAGUCGGCGACAGGGAGAUGACCACCCUCAUCGCGGCCACCAAGCUCAGGGAGAUCGUCAUGGACAAGUGCCUCGGCAUCACCUAUGUCAGGCUCACCAAGGUCUUCGUCGGAUGCCCUGGGCUCCAGAGGCUCAACCUCAAGUGGCGGCACGAGAUCUUCGACAUCGGCGUCGACAUGCUCGCCAAGAAGUGCCCCCAACUGCGUAGCCUCGACAUCUCCUGCCUCAAGACCCUUCAUUUGCUGUUGCACGAAGAAACCACGGAUCUGCUGCAGACGCCAUCGCUGGACUCGCAGCCCAAGGCGGGGGACGCAACACAGCCUGCUGCUGCUGCCAAGAAGGUAAGAGAUAAAAGCAGAAGUGCUCAUGUCUUCUCGUCUUGUCCAUGUUCAUGGUUUUGUCGAGAUAAUCUAUUCGUGUCGCUUGUUUGUGUUGUUCAUUUAUUUAAACCAGCAAGGUGUCGCGACGAGCCAGCCGUUGAGCGUGGUACGGAUCUAUGUAGUAUAGUUUGGGAAUUUUUGUAUCUUGCUUCUGAAAUUUCAAACAAGUUUACAAAAGCGCCAAGUUAAUCGAA
Messenger RNA from Zea mays, 826 nucleotides. Its product is annotated as F-box/LRR-repeat protein 3-like. The transcript is spliced from 2 exons. The record is from RefSeq and is a predicted model, not a curated record. Bases 270 to 821 code for a protein of 183 amino acids. NCBI's taxonomy places the organism in Eukaryota, Viridiplantae, Streptophyta, Magnoliopsida, Poales, Poaceae.